AUGAAACAAGCAGUUAUACAAGACCGACUGAUCUCUUCAACAUCAGAAACAAUCGAAAAAACAUCAAAAAAGUUUUGUGAUAUGACCUCCGUUGUUGCGGAUGAGCAGGCAAAGUUGUGGCAAAUAGUGGACAAAGCAAAUCGCGUGCAAAUACAACAAAACUUCUAUUUGAAAAGUGUCAUCUCUGACGAAAAUCAGUCGUUGAUUAAUUGCCAACACAAAAUGGAGGACGUUGUGACCGAUAUGGCAAAGUAUAAAACAAUCACAUCGUUUACUACUAUGUCAUACUCACUCAACGAUCUGUUCACUUUUAUUAACACCACAAUACCUAAACAACAAUAA
Molecule: messenger RNA, 342 nt
Organism: Entamoeba invadens IP1
Lineage: Eukaryota; Evosea; Mastigamoebida; Endamoebidae
Exons: 1
Coding region: 1-342 (113 amino acids)
Source: RefSeq, a predicted model, not a curated record